Molecule: messenger RNA, 6567 nt
Organism: Callorhinchus milii (elephant shark)
Lineage: Eukaryota; Metazoa; Chordata; Chondrichthyes; Chimaeriformes; Callorhinchidae
Product: dedicator of cytokinesis protein 2
Exons: 52
Coding region: 176-5704 (1842 amino acids)
Biological process (GO): small GTPase-mediated signal transduction; cell migration
Cellular component (GO): cytoplasm; plasma membrane
Molecular function (GO): guanyl-nucleotide exchange factor activity; small GTPase binding
Source: RefSeq, a predicted model, not a curated record
CUCUGUCUCCUCCGGCAAUUAGACAGUGCUUCUACACUUCCUUUGGUUUUGACGUCAGUUCUUUGAGGCGACUCUGAGGUUGAAACAUUUUGCUCCGGCAGCUCAGCUCCAGUGGUUUAGUUUAAAACGGUCGUCUCUCCCCCGACAAGAAACCAGCCGAAGGGUUAAGCCAACCAUGGCUCCCUGGAGCCAGACUGUCAGGGAGAGAUAUGGAGUGGCAAUAUACAAUUUUGAGAGAAAACGCACUCCGCAGCUCUCCCUAUGCAUCGGGGACACAGUACAAAUCCUGGAAAAGUGUGAAGGGUGGUACAGAGGAUGCUUGAUGAAAAACAAGUUGCAAGUGGGGGUGUUUCCAGCAUCAUUCGUUCACGUCAAAGAAGCGAUCAUUGAGAAAAGAGGGAACCAGGAGAAUGUUGUUUCGGCAGAAAUGCCCUUGGUGAAGGAGGUGACAAGCACGCUGCGUGAAUGGGGCAUUAUCUGGAAGCAGUUGUACCUGACUAAUAAAACCGACAAGUUCAAGGCAGUCCACAGCAUGCUGUUUGAUUUGAUGGAAUGGCGAUCACAGCUCCUUUCUGGAACACUCCCCAAAGAUGAAUUGAAAGAGCUCAAACACAAAGUUACUUCCAAAAUAGACUACGGGAACAGAAUCCUAGAGUUGGACUUGGUUGUGAGGGAUGAGAAUGGAAAUAUUCUGGACCCAGACAAGACCAGUGUAAUCAGUUUGUUUCAUGCCCAUGAAGAGGCCACCAGACAAAUCUCUGAGCGAAUAAAGGAAGAAAUGCAUCGAGCCCAGCAUGACUGUGGAACCUCUUCUCGAAUGUCCUCAUCCCCCACCUACAGCCUGUAUGUCUUUGUGCGGAACUUUGUAUGCAGAAUCGGGGAGGAUUCGGAGCUCUUCAUGUCACUGUACGAUCCACACAAUCAAAUAAUCAUCAGUGAGAAUUAUUUAGUGCGUUGGGGGAGCGGGGGACUCCCGAAAGAGAUUGAAAUGUUAAACAACCUGAAAGCUGUCUUCACUGAUCUGGGAAACAAAGAACUCAAUCGAGAGAAAAUUUAUUUAAUUUGCCAAAUAGUCCGGGUUGGAAGGAUGGAUCUGAAGGACACCCAUCAGAAGAAAUACACGCAAGGAUUGAGACGACCUUUCGGAGUGGCAGUUAUGGAUAUCACGGAUAUCAUUAAAGGCAAAAUAGACAGUGAUGAAGAGAAGCAGCACUUCAUUCCAUUCCAUCCAGUUGUAGCAGAGAAUGAGUUUCUACACUCUCUCCUCAAUCGAGUGAUAUCUACCAAGUCAGGAGAUGAAAAGGGACAAGGUCUCUGGGUAACUAUGAAAAUGUUGGUGGGCGAUGUAUCUCAGAUCAGAAAGGACUACCCACAUCUUGUGGACAGGACCACUGUGGUGGCCAGGAAGCUGGGAUUCCCAGAGAUUAUCAUGCCAGGUGAUGUCAGGAAUGACAUUUACAUCACUGUGCAAUCCGGAGACUUUGAUAAGUACAAUAAAACCACACAGAAGAAUGUUGAAGUGAUUAUGUGCGUCUGUAAUGAAGAUGGAAAGAUCAUCCCAAAUGCAAUUUCCCUGGGUGCGGGAGAUAAGGCAGUCAGUGAAUAUCGAUCUGUCAUAUACUAUCAGAUAAAGCAGCCACGAUGGAUGGAGAUAAUCAAGGUGGCAAUUCCUAUUGAAGAAAUGCAAAGAAUACACCUGAGGUUUAUGUUUAGACACCGAUCAUCCCAAGAGUCCAAGGACAAGAGUGAGAAGAAUUUUGCCAUGGCCUUUGUCAGAUUAAUGAAAAAUGAUGAGACAACACUGCAGGAUGGCACUCAUGAACUACUGGUGUAUAAGGGCGACAGUAAGAAGAUGGAGGAGGCGAGAAUCUACACAAAGCUGCUGCCCACUCGCCCAAGCUCGGAGUACAAAGGGGCUACCUUGAGCCGUGCUAACAGCAUGCUAGCAAGUGGCCUGUCCAACAGCUCUCGGGACAGCUUCUUGAUCUCAACGCUCGUCUGUUCCACUAAACUCACCCAGAACGUGGGUUUGCUGGGACUCUUGAAGUGGCGUACAAAACCGGAGCUCCUGCAGGAAAACUUAGAGAAACUGAAGUAUGUGGAUGGAGAGGAGGUGGUUAAGUUCCUGCAGGACACUCUGGACGCACUCUUCAACAUCAUGAUGGACCAUUCCCACACUGACAAGUAUGACAUUCUGGUCUUUGAUGCUUUGAUCUACAUUAUAGGGCUGAUUGCGGACAGGAAAUUUCAACACUUCAACGCUGUGUUGGAAGCCUACAUCAAACAGCACUUCAGUGCGACGCUGGCUUACAAGAAACUGAUGGCAGUGCUGAAGAGUUACCUGGACAAGUCCAGUCGGGGUGAGCAAUGUGAACCGAUUUUACGGACACUCAAAGCAUUGGAAUACGUCUUCAAGUUCAUUGUACGCUCCAGGUUCCUGUUUGCACAACUUUAUGAAGAGAAGGAGCAAGACGAGUUUAAGGAAUCGCUGAAAAGUCUGUUCCAAUCCAUCAACAAUCUGAUGAAAAGUCAACAAACUACAAUCAUUCUACUGCAGGUUGCUUCUUUAAAAUAUCUGCCUUCAGUACUUCAUGAUGUUGAGACAGUCUUCGAUGUCAAGUUAUUGAGCCAGCUCCUUUUGGAAUUCUACACCAGCAUUGCUCCUGACAAACUACACAAGCAGAAAAUCCAGUCGCUGACAGAGAUUGUGUCCAGCAAACUCUUCCAGAAAAAAGAAUGUCGAGACAUCCUGCUUCCAAUGAUGACCAAUGACCUGAAAGUGCUGCUGGAGCAGAAAGAUGAACAGCAACAGAGCCUGGUACUCAAGUACUGUGUUGAUCUCCUUAACAACAUCCUGCAAGUCCUGAGCCAACCAGGCGUGGGUGCGACUUCUGGUCAUCUUCAGGAGAUCAUAAUCAAGCUUCUGAGGACUGUGAACAAGACAGUUAUUAACAUGGGACGAGAUCACAACCUGAUUAGUCACUUUGUAGCGUGUAUGACAGCAAUCUUGAAUCAGAUGAGUAAUCAGCAUUACACUUACUACCUGGAACAUUUCCAGACGAAUUCAGACCUGGUUGACUUUUUUAUGGAGACCUUCCUCCUGUUCAUGGACCUGAUUGGGAAGAAUGUCUAUCCUGGUGACUGGAUGGCCAUAAGUAUGGUGCAGAACAGAGUAUUUCUCAGAGCCAUCAACAAGUUUGCUGAAACCAUGAACCAGAAAUUCCUGGAGAACAUGAAUUUUGAGCAUCAGCUGUGGAAUAAUUAUUUCCACCUGGCGGUGGCCUUCAUCACCCAAGAUUCACUGCAGCUGGAACUUUUCUCGCAAGCAAAGUGCGCCAAGAUCCUGAAUAAAUAUGGUGACAUGAGAUGUCUGAUUGGAUUCGCCAUCCGUGACAUGUGGUAUAAAUUGGGCCAGAACAAGAUCCACUUUAUCCCAGGGAUGGUCGGUCCAAUCCUGGAAAUGACUUUGAUACCAGAGAAUGAACUACGGAAAGCCACCAUUCCAAUUUUCUUUGACAUGAUGCUGUGCGAGUAUAAUGUCUUCAAUAAGUUCAAGAAGUUUGAAGAUGAAAUAAUCCUGAAAUUGGAUCAUGAAGUGGAAGGUGGACGAGGAGAUGAACAGUACAUGCAACUCUUCCAGACAAUCCUCCUGGAAUGCUCCUCAAAACAUCACCACAUCGCAAAAGAGGUGAAGUUCUUUGUGAGCCUGAUCCGGGGCCUGCUGGAGAAACUGCUGGACUACAGGGCUGUGAUGAGCGAAGAGAGCAGAGGCAACCGCAUGAGUUGCACUGUGAACCUGCUGAAUUUCUACAAGGACAUUAACCGUGAAGAGAUGUACAUUAGAUAUCUGUACAAACUGCGAGAUCUGCACUUGGACUGUGAUAACUACACAGAGGCUGCCUACACUCUCCUCCUACACGCUAAAUUACUUAAGUGGUCCGAUGAACAGUGUGCGUCUCACCUCAUGCCCAGAGACUCCCAAAGCUCUCAGACCCAGCGACAGCUGAAGGGACGUUUGUAUGAAACCAUCAUCGAUUACUUUGACAAGGGCAAGAUGUGGGAGGAAGCCUUGAACCUGUGCAAGGAGCUGGCUGAGCAAUUUGAAAAGGAAAUCUUUGACUACGAGCUGCUCAGUCAAAACCUGAAACAACAGGCUAAGUUCUAUGAAAACAUCAUGAAGAUCCUGCGGCUCAACCCAGAUUACUUUGCCGUUGGUUAUUACGGACAGGGCUUCCCACCUUUUCUCCGGAACAAGGUGUUUAUCUACCGGGGAAAGGAGUACGAACGAAGGGAAGAUUUCCAAGGGCAGAUCAUGAUCCAGUUCCCAAAUGCAGAGAAGAUGAAUACAACAUCAGCUCCUGGGGAUAACAUCAAGAACUCACCUGGACAAUUCAUUCAGUGCUUCACUGUCCAGCCAGUCCUGGAUGAACAUCCCGGUUUCAAGAACAAGCCAGUGCCAGACCAGAUCAUCAACUUCUACAAGGCAAAUUACGUGCAGACUUUUCAAUAUUCCAGGCCCACAAGGAAGGGAUCUGUGGAUCGGGAUAAUGAGUUUGCUUCAAUGUGGAUCGAAAGAACAACUUUCCAUACAGCAUAUAAAUUACCUGGGAUUCUGCGUUGGUUUGAAGUCUAUUCUUUUUCUACUACCACCAUCAGUCCAUUGGAAAACGCCAUUGAAACCAUGGAGAAAACCAAUGAGAAGAUCUUUACUCUGAUCAACCAAUACCAAGGCGACGAGAACCUCGCCAUCAACCCGCUCUCUAUGCUGUUGAACGGUAUUGUGGACCCGGCCGUUAUGGGCGGAUUCGCUAAAUAUGAAAAGGCUUUCUUCACAGAUGAAUAUGCUAGACAGCACCCGGUAGAUUUGGAUAAACUGACCAAACUGAAGGAUCUGAUAGCCUGGCAGAUCCCUCUGCUCAGAACAGGAAUAAAGCUUCACAGGAAAAGGGUCACGGAUAUUCUUCGACCAUUCCAUGACCGCAUGGAAGAGUGUUUCAAACAGCUGAAAAUCAAAGUAGAAAAAGAAUACGGAGCAAGGGAGCUGCCCGACAUUGAUGACAGGCGUACCAGUCGCCCACGCUCUAUGCUGAGGUCCUAUCGUCAGGUUUCCAUGAUUUCGCUGUCCUCCAUCAACAGUGACUGCACCACCCCAACUAGACCCAACCCCAACAGCGCAUUCGUAGAGGUGCCAACACGCAAGAUGUCCAUUUCCAAGUCUGAAGAAAGGUCACUGGAUCAGAUCACAAAGGAGGAAGGAGAAGUCAAACUGAGGAAGGAUAAGAAGAGGCACAAGAGAAGCAGCGUGGUGUUUGCAGACAGCAAGUCAGAGGCCAGCAUACAUACCGAAUCCAAGAGGCUUUCCAGGAAGCAGGAGUUUAGGAGUGAGACCAACUUGUCAGACAAUAUGGAGAAGAGACCAACUUCUGCGCUGCUCAAACAGAUGAGCUUUGCGAGCAAGUCCAUGCCCACAAUUCCAGCUCUGCUAUUUGCUCUGGCGAAUGGAGGCGAUGACCAGGGUUUCGAACAGAACACGUCAAAGCGAAUCAGUCAGCCGCUAUUUGUGUACUGUUCCGAGGAAACUGAGGUGACAGAAAAGAAAAGCACGAGUAAAAGUAAAAAAUCUUUCUUCAAGAGCCGGCUGACACCAAAGACAACAGAGGACAGUAAGGAUGCUGGAGAUAAGCUGUCUGGCAUGAACCUGUGACACGAAUCUGACCACUGGCAGUGAUGUCGAUCUACGAGCUGAGGCCAUUGUGGAGACUGCACAGAGCUUCUCCGAGGAGCUACCUUUUGCUCCUCAUUGAAAACGUUUAGUUUGGGGUUUUUUGGGGAGUGGGGGAGGAAAAAUCUACCAUUUUUGAGCUAUCUCAAAGUGAGUUCCCCCAAGCCUUCUACAAACAGCCAAUGUUUGACAGAAGGAAUUUCUUGCUUCCACGCAUACUUAUCCGUACAAAAUUCCUGAAACUUCUGAGGUUUGAAAGAUGAAUACACUAGACAUUCUGUCAAGUUAUUACACUUUAAUCUCUGUAUCCACUUGAUCAAGAACCAAGUCACAGCAAAUUCCAAAGCUGACUUAAUCUGUAGCACAAUUCCUUGGUUAUAAGUGCCACCCCCAUCUCAUGGCCUGAGACACUAGUCCCAUUUUUAUAUCUCUGUUUUUCCAUGCUUUCCAUAAACAUUUGCCCUUCCCACCCCACCCUGCUGCCAUCUCCCAAGUGCUCAAACGUGCUGUCAUUUUUAAAUCUGAAAACACAAAUAUUUUAUAGAUUUUUACAAAAGCAUGACCUGGAAACCAGCAAUUAUUUCACCACUGUUCAGAUCUGUUGUUAUUGCCUCCCAGGGGCAUUGUGUACGUCCAGAAAACUUAACCGCAGUGUAAAUGGUACAAGUCUCCAAAAAGGAGGGCACUCAUCAUUAUGUCGCUUUUGGUUGCUUCUAAUACUUUCGCGUUUCUCCUAAUGAUUUUCAUUUACCAGCUUCCUAUGACACAAUUGCAAUACUGUACUGACUUUCAUGUAUAAUGUAUCUGGAAUAAAAUGUCUCAGGCACAGUAAACUUUGCACACAA